Molecule: messenger RNA, 340 nt
Organism: Macrosteles quadrilineatus (aster leafhopper)
Lineage: Eukaryota; Metazoa; Arthropoda; Insecta; Hemiptera; Cicadellidae
Exons: 3
Coding region: 20-334 (104 amino acids)
Source: RefSeq, a predicted model, not a curated record
AGUAGCUACACAUAUUGUAAUGGCGAAAAAAAGAGAACUUGACGAGCAGAAAUUAAGGGAGGAAAUUGAAAGGAUAACAAAGAAUGAUAAAAGUGUGUGUAAAUCAGGGGGUAAGACAUACAAAGUGGGGGAGACUUGGAGGGACAAAGGAAAGUGUGAAGUGAGAGCAUGUCACCCCGGAGGUCUAAUCUCCGUCAUGCCGUGCCCAAGGUUUAUAUAUGACAAGAAGAAGCCACGACCAGAUUGUGCUACAGUGCCCGGCGACACGACCCUAGAGUACCCUGACUGUUGUGAAUAUGUCUACUGCAAGCCCAAGAUUGACAAGCCAGGAUAAUACUGC